ACCCAGCGUUACUAGACGGAUUCAGCUGAAGCAGGUUAUCUCCAACGUAAAUACGCGGUUUAAAUGACAAGGUUCGAAGGAAGGGACGCCUAAACAAAAUUGAGCAAUAAUAUGUUAACCAGAAGUGAUGCGAUCCGAGUGGACCGGGACUAUCGGUACACCGGCGAGGAUGCCCAUUCCUUCGUACGCUGCUGUUUGUGCCGGUGCUAUACACCGUUUAUAUUUUAUGUCGUGUCCAAAAAGGCGCUAGAUGUGAUUGCCAACACAUUACCGCAAUCUCACAAUUUCUUCUGCGUUAAUUGUUUACCUAAAUCGUCAAGCACCACCACACUGUACCGCGACAGAUGCUUGUUUAACAGUGACGAAUAUUUGUCCAUGUUUCGCGGAUACGAGUAUUACAAUCCCUACUACGGUGUGUAUUACAACACGCCGCGCCUUAUCCUCACGGAGAACAUUCGGAUUCAUCCGGACUACAAGAAAAUAGUGCGCAAACCGCAGCCAGCCUUGGUGAAGAUGCGGAAGCUGUUCGGUGUCUUCCCGGCGGUGCAUCAGAUACCGUUCCGGAAGCACACCUCGAUGGCGGAAAUGUACUCCGAGCUGCGCAAAAAGUAUCGCGAGAUUCGCAGCACCUACACCGAUACCUCAAUCAACCAAACGUUCAUGGACACCUACUGCAUCACUGUUGAACGUACGCCGUCCGUCUACCAGUCGGUAAGGGAACGAACGCAUCGAGUGCGGGAAGGCGAAGGUGGCGGUACGGCUCUGUUUCCAUCCGACACGAUGCUGAUGAGAACUGUCAGCACGCAGGAAUCGGCCGAGCCGAGCACAUCGGAAAGUGACAUGGGCGAUGUCUCCUCGCUGCACAUUAGCUCGCAAUCGUAUGGGGAUGAUGAGCGGGAGAACCGACUGGCCGCGCUGGCCAGCCAACAGUCGGAGGCACGAUCGAUCGUUAGCGCGCAGGGCGGGCCACAGUCUAGCGGCUCAUUCAACAUUAGCUCGCAGGACGUUGAGCUGGAGCGGGAUCCGGAAUUUGAACUGCCCGAAAGCAUAGGAAGUCUGCUAUCGAACCAGAGCGUUCGGUCGAUCGACAGCUCGCUGCGGCUGGAUCAUCUAGUUACCCGGCGGCGUAUCCACGACUCGCAGGAAGCAGGACCAAGCGGUUUGCAGCAGCUACAAAAGCAACCACCGGGCAAGGCAACGACACCAGAGCCGAAGCGUCGACGCAUAUCCACCGCUACUCCCAUGAAUCCGUCCCCCGCGGAAGCGCAAACUACUCGAGAUGUCAACGUAAGACUGCCACGACUGCCUGGAGGAUAAUGAAGCGGUCAGCUCUCUAGCGCCCGUGGCGCAUUUAAUAGUUAAUUUUGUUCGUGUUUUCGUAUUCGUUUCAAACAGACUGACAGACAGUGCCAUGCAGAGUGAAAAAUGUCUGUUUGAAUGCCGUUAUUUCAUAUGAACUGCAUCAAGAUUUCAAUAAAGACUAAUUGAGACGUUUUACAAUGAA
Molecule: messenger RNA, 1504 nt
Organism: Anopheles gambiae (African malaria mosquito)
Lineage: Eukaryota; Metazoa; Arthropoda; Insecta; Diptera; Culicidae
Exons: 3
Coding region: 112-1317 (401 amino acids)
Source: RefSeq, a predicted model, not a curated record